Molecule: messenger RNA, 1080 nt
Organism: Candidula unifasciata
Lineage: Eukaryota; Metazoa; Mollusca; Gastropoda; Stylommatophora; Geomitridae
Source: the annotation of a GenBank genome assembly
AUGGCAUAUCGCAGAAUUCCGUCCAAGAUGCGUACGAUCAUUGUGAAAAAACUGGCAUCAAAUUUCCGGGAAGCCACUGAAAUUGUUGAGGUUGAAAUUCCCAAACCAGGUCCGAAAGAAAUUCUGGUGAAGAACAGGUAUGUGGGCGUCAAUGCGUCAGAUAUUAACUACACCGCUGGCAGAUACGACCCCAAGAAGAAGCCACCUUUCCCUACAGGAUUUGAGGGUUUAGGUGAAGUAGUUGGUACUGGACCAGAGGCCAGUUUAAAGGUUGGACAGAUUGUGCUGUACUCCAAGUUUGGAGCUUUUUCUGACUAUAUUGCAGUUGAAGAGUCAGCAGCUAUACCAGUCCCAUCAGUCGACCCUGCCUAUCUCUCUCUCAUGGUCAGUGGCCUCACAGCUUCCGUUGCUUUAGAAAAGGAAGCAGAUCUUAAAGCAGGAAAAACAGUGCUUGUCACAGCUGCUGCUGGGGGCACAGGGCAGUUUGCUGUACAGAUAGCCAAACUGGCAGGUUGUCAAGUAAUUGGAACAUGCUCAAGUGAUGAUAAAACUGAUUUUCUAAAGAGCAUUGGCUGUGACCGAGCAGUGAACUACAGAAAAGAGUCGCUGGGUGAAGUUCUGUCCAAAGAGUAUCCGAAAGGUGUAGAUGUUGUUUAUGAAUCUGUUGGAAAUGAAAUGUUUGAUACUGCUCUCAAGAAUCUGGCAAUUUAUGGAAGGCUCAUUGUCAUUGGGAUGAUUUCCACCUAUGAGGGUCAAGAAGUUAAAGAGGGCAAUACUUUCCAGGAUCUGCAAGAGAAGAGGACCGUGAAUAUUCCUAUGACACUCCUUACGAAAUCAGCCAGUGUGCGGGGAUUUUUCCUGCCUCACUAUCGCCCAGACUACGCUCGCCAUAUUGCAAAUUUGGCCAAAUUGUACAAGGAGGGGAAACUAAAGGUAUCUUCAGAUUCGGGAGUUGGCGCUCCGAAUGGACCAUUUGUUGGUUUGGACAAAGUUGCAGAUGCUGUAGAGUACAUGUAUUUGAGGAAGAAUGUUGGAAAAGUCAUCGUGGAACUCGGCAAAGAUGACAAGAGUGCACUGUGA